Messenger RNA from Cladophialophora carrionii CBS 160.54, 2076 nucleotides. RefSeq lists its product as uncharacterized. Lineage: Eukaryota; Fungi; Ascomycota; Eurotiomycetes; Chaetothyriales; Herpotrichiellaceae. Bases 1 to 2076 code for a protein of 691 amino acids. The transcript is spliced from 2 exons. The record is from RefSeq and is a predicted model, not a curated record.
AUGGCCCCGUUCAUCGAUGGGGAUGCCAAAAAUGGCGGGCAAGUGGCUCCUGAGCCAGGACGCCUUUGUCAGAUCGUCACGCCGGUCGGAAACCUAGGAUACGGCUUUGUCGAAUCCCAGGUUGUUGCUGAGCUGGAGAAACUGGCGAGUGUGCCCACUCCCACUGCCAUCAUCCUCGAUGCGGGUUCAACAGACUCUGGCCCGUCGAGAUUGGCGCUCGGCAUCACGGCCGCGCCGAGAGGUCACUACGUGCGCGACUUGGGCAAACUGCUCAAGCUCGUCACCAAGUACAAAGUCCCGUUGAUGUUCUCUUCCGCGGGGGGUGACGGCAGCGACGAGCAUGUCGACCUCAUGGUGGAUAUCAUUCGAGAACUGGCAGAACUCCCUGAAAACAAGUCGUAUAAACUCAAGGUCGUAUCCGUGUACGCGACCGUCGCCAAUGAUCGGGUAUCAAAGAGGCUCCAGGCAGGCGACGUUGUCGGCUGUGGACCAUGUGUCCCGGCGCUGAAGCAGGAGGACAUCGACGCGACCCCGCGGAUCGUCGCUCAAAUGGGGCCUGAACCCAUCCUCCAGGCCAUGGUCGCGAACCCUGAUUUCGACGUCAUGGUCGUGGGCCGGGCGUACGAUCCUGCUCCAUAUAUCGCGUUCGCGGCGUAUCAUGCUCUGAAGAAGGCUUCCAAAGAUUUGAAAUCGCUGUCGAAGGAAACGCUCGGCUCCUUUGUGCAUAUGGGCAAGCUCCUGGAAUGCGGAGGUUCCUGUGCCCGGCCCAAGAGCCAGGCUGCCUCGGCGUAUCUUUACGACGACAACUCUUACGAUAUCAUGCCCCUGGAUCCCCUGGCUGCUUGCGUGCCUCUCAGUGUCGCUGCCCAUACGCUGUACGAGAAGACCAGACCGGACAUCCUCCACGGACCGGGCGGGUACAUGGACCUGACCAAGACAUCGUACGAGCAGCUCGCCGACGGAAGGACGAUCCGCGUGCGAGGCGCCACGUUUGAGGCCUACUACGCCCAGGGCGAACGAUACACGGUGAAGCUCGAAGCCGCGAGGCUGCGUGGUUAUCGCACGAUCUUCAUCGGUUCCUUCAUCGACCCCAUCCUCGUCAGCCAGCUGGACAAUGUCAUCGCGCGGAUCAAGGAAUACGUGGCAUUCCAGCACAAGCACAUCACCGAGAAGUGGGACUUCGACUUCCACGUCUACGGCCGUGACGAGAACUGGACCCCCUCAGCUGCUGGCACCGGCGGACGUCCCUACGCGGGCAGCAAGGGCAUCUUCAUCGUCGGCGAGGCCGUGGCCGAGUCCCAGCACGUGGCCACCAGCAUCUGCGCGUCGGCGCGCAUCGGAUGCGUCCACGCGCCGUACCAGGGCCAGAAAGCCACGUCCGGAAACUUCGGGUUCGGCCUCGGCGGCAAGAACGAGCUGGAGACGGGACCCUGCACCGAGUUCUGCGUCUACCACCUGAUGUCGCUGGCCGAGGGCGAAGAGGGCGCUGUGGCCGCUGAAACCCACGAAGCAGGCAUUGCUAACACGGUCGACGGCAAGCCGCUGUUCCACUGGACCACGGUGACCGUAGGCAAAGGCGAGGCGGAGGACCCGGCGACAGUGCCUGCGGUGGCGUCCACGAACGGCAGCAGCAGUGCGGCGACAGGCAGUUCCAAACGCGACAACGCACCACCUUUGUACGAGGUUGCGCCGCUCCCUGAACAUCCUCGUUUUCUAGCAGACGUGGCGCCCGUGGUGCGGUCCAAGAACUCGGGCCCCUACGAGAUCACGGUCGACAUUCUGUUCUCGACGCCAGACGUGUACGAGCUGAUCAAGGCGUCGGGCAUCCUCACGACGGAGGUGGUCGCCAAGCUGUACGGCUUGAAGGUCGAGGAGAUGGUGUGGUGCGGUUUCUUUGAUCAGGCUUUGGCGUUCAAGGCCACGUUUCCGAGGAAGCGCGAUGGCCGGAUGUGCGCGUCGGGUGGAUUUCUUGAGAACGAUAUGCACGGGUCGCAGCAGUAUAUGAAUCUCAUGGAGUUGCCUUUGGGCGAGGAGCUGGAGGGGAAGUUGGCCAAGGUGUUGAAGACGUCUGGUUGA